This is a messenger RNA of Ostrinia nubilalis (European corn borer), 6083 nucleotides long. RefSeq names its product protein alan shepard (gene shep). Gene Ontology annotation, molecular function: poly(U) RNA binding; mRNA 3'-UTR binding; poly(A) binding. Lineage: Eukaryota; Metazoa; Arthropoda; Insecta; Lepidoptera; Crambidae. The transcript has 10 exons. Bases 365 to 1741 code for a protein of 458 amino acids. Gene Ontology annotation, cellular component: nucleus; ribonucleoprotein complex; cytosol. The record is from RefSeq and is a predicted model, not a curated record.
UUCAGUCGCUCGCCGACACUCUCGCCGCCAGCACGCGAGAGCCGCGAUGCACGUUGUCUACGCUUGACGCAUUCAGUCGCGUUCCGUGUGUGUGUGCCAUCGGUGAUCCGAGACCGGAGCUCAUUCGAGUCGCGUGCAGUGCCGCCGAAGCGAGUGCAUCCCGGAUCUUACGGCCGGAGCCGGAGCAGCCAGCGCCAGCAGCCGGUGCUCGUUGCCCAGCGCCGCUCAGCUGACUGCCAGCGCCUGCAGCCUACGAUAGCGCACGAGUAGCGGCGGCUGUCGUUCCGCGAGCGGCGCAGGCCUGGGCGCGGUGACGGUCGCGGGCGCGAGCGCGGGCGCGGGCGCGGGCGCGUGCGCGGCGCGCAUGGCGAGCGCGGGCGCGCAGUACCGCGGCGGCGGCCAGCAGUGGGCCGCCACGUACGCGCCGCAGCCCUGCCGGUAUCCGCCGCCGCAGCCGCAGCCGUACGCGGCGGCGCCGAGCCCUUACACGCCGCACCAGUACACGGGUGCGACGAUGGGCGGUGGUUGCGGCGCGACCGGGACGCGAGUGCCGACGGCGGCGUCGCCGGCCAACACGGCGUCGUCGUCGUCUUCCAACACUGGCUCGGCCGGCGGCACGCGGUCGACCAGCCUGAGCACGGCGCCGCCGCCGCCGGCGUCCUCCGCCUCCACCACCGGCGCCAGCGGCGAACAGCUCAGCCGCACUAACCUAUACAUACGCGGCCUUAACCAAAACACCACCGAUAAGGACCUCGUCCAAAUGUGCCAGAUGUAUGGCAACAUUAUUUCAACAAAAGCAAUAUUGGAUAAAAAUACGAAUAAAUGUAAAGGUUACGGUUUUGUAGAUUUUGAGACGAUCGCGUCGGCGGAGGCUGCGGUAAAAGGAUUACAAGCCAAAGGUGUUCAGGCCCAGAUGGCUAAAGUGGGUAUCUGGUUCCUGCGUAGACUGAACCGUCAACAGGAGCAGGACCCGACCAACUUGUAUAUGGCGAACCUGCCGCCGCACUUCAAGGAGAAUGACGUGGACCAACUCCUGGCCAAGUUCGGGCAAGUGGUGUCCACGAGGAUCCUCCGCGACACGCACGGCCAUAGCAAAGGGGUCGGCUUCGCGCGGAUGGAGUCACGGGAAAAGUGCGAGCAGAUCAUUCAGAUGUUCAACGGCAACCCGAUCCCGGGCGCCAAGGAGCCUCUGCUAGUGAAGUUCGCAGACGGCGGCAACAAGAAGAAGUCCCUGUACAAUAAACAGGACAACAAUGGACGCAUCUGGAGAGACAAUAACGAAUCAAUCACGCAGGCGAUGAGCGUGAGCGGCGUUUACGCGAGCGGCGUAGGCGGCGCGGGCGCCGGCGGGGAGUGCGCGGGGGUGUACCGCGGGGGCGGGAUGUACGGCAUGGCCGCCUUCCACCACCACCCGCAGCUGCACCACCACCACCACGCGGCCCAUCCCGCGGCCUGGCUGCCGGCAUAUGCCGCGCUCAUCCCGCCCGCUCACCCCACCCAUGCGGCUCACCCGGCUCAUCCGGCUCACCCGGCGCAUAUACCCAUGGACUCCGUGCCUAGCCAAUACGUAAACUGGGACAGCAUAAGGCCGGAUAGUGAAUUAUACUAUUUCGCGUCGCACCCGUACCAGUACUUCACGGGGCCGACCCCGCCCAUCAUCCAGAUGCCGAUGGAGAGCGAGCACGCCUCCACGGCGGCGUCGCCCGACGAGGCCUACCAGACGUACCCGCCUCCCAAGUAGACCAUAAGCCACGCUUCGAAAAUCCAUGCUGUACACGAGCCAAAAAUCAAAGCAACUGUGACUUUUUACAAUGUUAAUUUGUUUUAGUUUUAAUUUGCGACCGUUGUAGACUUCAUCGAAAGCUCCGCUGCCUAGUGCAAGCCGUACCGCGCUCGUCUCGGUCUGCUGACCCCUCGUCUAGUGAUUUUUUGAUGAGGUCUUUUGACGGUUCGAGGAGAGGAUUUGAUGUAUAGAUAUAGCUGCAAUUUUAAAAUGUGUUUUUACAUUAUAAUUUUAUUAUUGUUUUAUGGAAAUUUAAAUUAAGAUUUUUAGGCGCUGGUUUUCAAAAUGUUAACAAGAUUAUUUAAGAUAGUUAGGUAUUUAUUUUAGCAUAGUUUAAUUUCACGGUGAAAAUUUUCAAAUUUAUGCUUGUCCUCUGGACGAGAUACAUUCGUAAAAAAUUUAUUUUUAUUCAGUGUCAUAUUUAAAACUUUAAGUAAAAUGGAAAAUUUUAAUCGGUUAUUGAAAGGUUUUAAAUUCUCGUCACGAACAAAGCGUGCAGUGAACAUUCGAAUCAUCACGAGUAGGUUUUGAAAAGCUGAGGUUUUAUUUUUACAUGAUAGUUUUAAUUUCUUGAUAACGAUGGAGAGAAAGAAAGCAAUAUCUGAGGGGAAGGAUAGAAGUGUAAGUGAAGGAAAAGGUCAUAUCAUGUGAAAUCAAAGAUAUAUGCUAACAAAGUGUAAAGAAUUGACUAAUGUGUGUUACGGUUAGGAAGGGUGGGUUCACCGAAUAGCUCUUGUAUGAUAAAUAAAACGGUGAAGAUUUAGAAUCUUCCGUUAAAAUUAGGUAUUUUUAAAAUACGAUCAAAAGAGAAACUCUUUUUGCCAUGUUGUAGGCGAACAGCAAUACAAAAAAUGAAUUGAACAGAUGUAUUGAUUUACAUUGCUUACCCUAAUACUACGACAGUUGGCACGCGGAGCAACGGCCGCGCGAGCCGUGAGUUCAUGUUGAUUGUUUGACGUUUGUGUAUGUUUAACAUGUGUUUGGCAUGGUGCUUUAGUCGUUUUAUUUCUAAAAUGGUACUAUACCUACCUGUACAGUAUUAUCUAUCCUUAUUACAGUCAUAGUUCAUACCGGCGCUGUCUUCCAUGGAUCAGAUGUACCUAAAAUAUCAUAAUUUGUAAAGGAUGCAAAAUUAGUACUCGAUAUGAAAUGUCAUGUGCCCGAACACCAUUCGCCGCGGCCGCUGAGGCGCCGCCCGCGACCCGAGAGCCCUACGCUGCUGUAUUACGAGAACCGUCGAAUCAUCACAAUUAGUUCAGUAGUUCAACUAAUUUAUUCUUGUAUUUAUCGCAAUAGUAACUCGUCAAUAACUGAGAACGUCGUUGCCAAACCCCGAAUCAGACUGAAUUUAUGUAUACUGUAACUGCAAAGUAUUUCUGUACCCGCGUUUUGACUCGACUCGCUUGCGCGGCGGGCCGACCCGGCCCGCCCGGCACUCGGUGCCGCACAAGGCAACAUUAGCAAUAAGCAGUUGUAUUUAAAGUCUAUUUAUACAUUUUACGAGUCUAUACAAAUUUUUGUACGUGAAAACUCAUGUUCGAAUACGUGAUUAAUGAAGUGAUCCUUUUUUGAGAAUCAUAUACUGAAUCAACUGUAGUUGUUAUUUUGUAGGCGGUCGGCACAUUCCACUAGAAAACUUCAAACGAAAUUCCACGAUUGAUUUCCACAUUAUGAAAUGUAAUGGAUUUGAAAUCCAAAGUGUAACACCGUUUUGGUGUGUGAGCACUUUUUGUACCAUCACGUAGGUUUUGGGUACACUUUAUGACUUUAUAUGAAAUUUGAUAUUUUUAUAUUGAAUAUAUAUAAAUUAUACAUGGAUAUGUAUACAUGUAUAUACAUUGUUGAUGGGUACGAGUAAAAGCCUACUAUAUCGCAACUGUUUAAUUCUAUUUUGGCACGUCAAGAGUUUCAUCAGAACCAAAGUAUACAAAUCAUUAAAGUCGAGUAAGAAGUAGGAAAAUAUUUAUACAACUCAGGGACUGAAGACUAGUUAAAUGUUUGAUAUAUUAACUGUAUUUUAACUGACAUUAAGCGGUAACCUCUUUGUUCAAAACCUGUGAACCGACUUUAUGUAAAACUAUACAGGAACUGAGACUAGCUGACGACAGGUUUUGAAUGAAUAACGUAGAUUUCGAAAUGAAUAAGUAGAACUGUAUUUGGUUUUCUUAAAUAAAUUUUCGUUCAUGUAAAAGGCUGAAAUUGUACUGUUGUUCCGUAAAUGAGUUAAUUUUGGGAUGUACAUAAGUUAGCUCGUGAACACUCGUUUCCAUUUGACGACUGCUGCCCGCGCCGAGGCGCGACGCCGCGCGAUGCCGGUUCGAAGAAACUCAACACAAAAGCGUAUUGAAAAGUGAGAUUUUUAUUAGUGAAAUGUUCGAUCGUAACGUACUGAACCAUAAUACUCCGUAGAUCAGUAUUAUACGCGUAUAAUUUCUGAUCAAGCCAAAUUUAUUGAACUGACUAAAAAACCGCCUUUACUUCUUGUGAAAAUAAUAAUAACCAUGAAGUGCAAUGUAGUACCGAGCGUCUGGUACUUAGUUAAGUAUGAUCGUCUAGUGUUCGACGUACACUGUGGCUUCCUGUAAAAGCAGUCUUCCGAUAGAUAUUUCCGCUGAACUUGCAUUUAAAUUGAUGUCAACGUAUUAAAUUGUUUUCACAGUAAAAGUUCUUUUGACUUUCCCGCGUCGUGUAACCGGUAUGCGGCACCAACCCCCUGUUCCGUUCUCCAAGACUACGUAUAGUUUCAUUCCACAAUGCAAAUCGUUGUUCCCUUAAUUAACGUGUAAUGCAAAUAAUUAGAAUAGACACACCGACGUUGUUUUAAGUGAGUAGAGAUAGCGUGGCACGGCCGUGUAGUGUAACACCGACAAAGCGAAGUAUUUUAGCACCAAAUUAUUUUUCUAAAUGCUUUCCUUCCAUUAAAGCAAUAACUUAAUUUGAUGGUAGUGCCUUCAGCUUCAGUAAUAAUCAGAUACAAUAUAGCAGUUGCAUGUGCUUUACACAAUAUUUUUACAGGUAAUAGAGAACUUACCGUAUUCGUAAACGUAGUGAUAAUGUAAAAACUAUGUUUAAAAUAUUUUUUAACAACUAAAAAUGAUAAUGUGGCUGUCUAAUCGUUGCAUUUUUCACACAUGGUGUAAAAAAUUAAAUCGAGAGUAAAACCGUAGAUGUUCCUAGUUAACACUAACAUUCUUACAUGUGUGAUAAGCGUACUUUGAGAUUACGGACGAUGGUUAGUGCCUGGCCCCAGGCACGAUGAGCACAAAUGAUGCGUAUUGGGGAACCAAUUCUCGAAAACCAAAACUAUGAUUCAAAUAAAAUCAUGUCGAUGAAAAUAAUUCAAGUGUUAAGUAAAUGUUUUAAAAUUAAGUCGUUAAAUAUAAGUGAACGCUCGACUUGUUUUGCAUCAGUGAAUAGUGAAGCUAUAGGAACGACGAUAAAAGAUGGCUAGUUUUAGACUAGGCUUAACUAUAGAUAGGCUAGAAUAGCAAAAAAUGUUUCGACGCUAAGAUAGAUAGAGUAGAGACCUAGUUUAAUAUAUUGGAGCGCCGCGGCGCGCGGGGCGGCCGGCUCUAGGGUAGUUUCCUUUGUUAGUUUAUUAAAUAAUUUAAUUUGAAUGGACUGAAGCCGCGCCCCCGCGCGCCGCGCGCCUAGUUAAGGAGGAUCUAAGGAUUAGUGAACACAUUCUUGGUAAGUUUCAGUUGAACAAGUUUGCUUUCACCUCUUUUGUUAUGUAGUUGAAUAAGUGUAAAGAAAGAAAACAAAUGAAAAAAAUCUGUCGGAAGUGUCGAUACGAAUGUAAUUGUCCAAUGUGUAUUAAUAUAGUGUGGUGUUCUACCCAGCAGACUAGUCUAGACAGUAGAAUAGUUUAGUUAAAAAUUUAGUUAGGUAGUCUAGAAAUACGAAAUGCAAAAAUAAAAACUUCAUAAAAUGUAAAAAAAAAGAAAUGAAAUUGUUGGUAAGAAAGAAUAUUUUUAAGGGACAUGUUGCUUCGUUGUGUUAUGGUGUGAGGUUUGGCAUAACUAUGAUAAUAGUGUAAAAGCAUUUCUCGCAGAGAAAAGACAGAGGAAAGUUAUGUAUCUAUUUUGUUACAAAGUGUUUGCAAGUUUCUAUAUUGUGCUAUGAGCAUUUUAUGUGACCCGCAUUAUUUAUAGUUAUGCUGAAUGGAAACUAAAAUAAUAUAUAAAUAAAUCAAAAUGGUACUAAGAAGCAUGUUUUAUUGUGACAAGUCAUGUUCCUUUGCAUUGAACAUAUUUUGUAAGAGCAAAUGAUUGAAAUAAAACAAGCGAAACCAAAUCUA